This is a messenger RNA of Mollisia scopiformis, 1554 nucleotides long. Its product is annotated as cytochrome P450 3A17. The transcript is spliced from 3 exons. The coding region runs from base 1 to 1554 and encodes 517 amino acids. Gene Ontology annotation, molecular function: oxidoreductase activity, acting on paired donors, with incorporation or reduction of molecular oxygen; heme binding; monooxygenase activity. NCBI's taxonomy places the organism in Eukaryota, Fungi, Ascomycota, Leotiomycetes, Helotiales, Mollisiaceae. The record is from RefSeq and is a predicted model, not a curated record.
AUGGCUUCUCUGUCGAUCGCACAGGCCAUUUCGGCAAGCAUCGGUGUCUGCUUGCUCUAUAGAUUUGGCGUCAUCGUUUACCGGCUUUACUUCCACCCUCUGUCGAAAUAUCCAGGACCCAAGCAUCUCGCUAUAUCCGGUUUGCCACAAAUGUAUUACCAGAACGUGACCGGGACAUUCUACAAGGACAUUCGAGCUCUGCAUGAUCAGCAUGGAAACAUUGUUCGUGUAGCUCCAAAUGAGUUAUCAAUCGAUGGUUCCAUUGGAUGGACGGAAGCUUAUGGCCAUAAAAAAGCCGGGGAGCUAGAGUUCAAGAAAGAUAGGCUGUUUUAUCGUCCAUUGGAAAGUGGUCAAGGUGUUAACGGUAGUGGCGUCCAUGAUAUUUUCACUGCCAGCAGGGAGGAUCACCGACGCCAAAGACGACUUAUUGCGCACGCCUUCUCGGAUGCAGCUCUCACGGAACAAGAAGAAUUGAUCCAGACAUACGUUGAUCUUCUGAUGACACGAUUCAGAGAGAACGCUGCUCUAGGCAAAGUAUUGGACAUGGUCAAGUUCUUCAACUUUCUCACAUUUGAUCUCAUCGGCGACCUUGCCUUUGGAGAUCCGUUCGAUUGCCUGCAAACCUCUACCAUGAACGCUUGGAUCAGUAUGAUCUACAUCUUCGUCAAGGCUUCCAGUCAACUUAGAAUCUUCGCUGAGUACCCUCUUUUGAAGCCCCUGCUUCGACUCAUCAUCACCAAAAGCGCACAGGAUCAAGUCAAAAAGAGCAUGGAUUACACUGGCGAGAAACUUGAAAGACGUCUUGCACUUGGGAAGAACCUGCCACGCAAGGACUUCUUAAGCUACAUCCUUCGACACAACGAUGAGAAAGGAAUGAGCCACCCAGAGAUCAUGGGAAACUCAGAAUCAUUCAUCGUUGCUGGAAGUGAAACCACCGCCACGCUUCUUUCAGGACUGACGUACUUCUUGGGUCACAACCCCGCCGCUUGGCAGAGACUGACGACGGAGAUUCGAGAGAGUUUCAGCUCUGAGAAGGAUAUCACUAUGCGUGCUGCCUCGGCCUUACCAUACUUGCAUGCAUGCAUCGAGGAAGGUUUAAGAAUGUAUCCUCCAGCCGCCUUGACCCCACCGCGCAUAUCCCCAGGUGCGAACAUUGAUGGAAAUUAUAUUCCUGAAGGCACCAAAAUCUGGAUCCAUCAAUGGUCCACCUACCACCGGAACUCUAACUUCGCCAUGGCCGAUAACUUCAUUCCAGAGCGCUGGCUACCACAAUCUCAUGCCUAUUACGAACCUCAGUUUGCAAACGAUAAUCAAGCUUGCAUGCAACCAUUCUCCUAUGGUCCAAGGAACUGCAUCGGUAAAAAUCUCGCCUACGCUGAGAUUCGCUUGGCCAUGGCGAAAAUGGCUUGGAAUUUUGAGAUCGAGAUCAUGCCUGAGUGUACAUCUUGGAUGGAAGGGCAGAAGGUUUUCACGGUCUUUCAGAAGCCGCCUUUGUUUGUGAAGCUUCAUCUUCGAGCGGGGAGAGAGGAGAAAGAGCAAGUGGAGCAAAACUAG